UAGUUUUUCAUCUCCGCCUAUCUACAAUACAACAUACUCUUUUGAGUGAAGCUUUUUUCCUCAUCCGUUAACCCGUACCGUUAUCGAUCUCGAUAUGACCGCGAUGAGCGACGAAGUCUUUGACGCUGAGCUUCGGGAGCUGCUUGGUGCAGUGGGAUGCCAGAGCCCGACCGCCGGCAAUGUGUUCGGCGACGUGACCACUCAAUAUGGAGUCGCCGACCUGUUGAUGGGUAGUGGUGUGGCCGAUGCUACCGCCACGUCCCCUGCCCUCUUCGAUGUGGAUGCCUUCCUCACUCCUGAACUCACCGGCUUGGAUGUCUUCCCGGACGGCUCUGCAUUCGGAACGUUCUCCGGCAUCCAGGAGAGCCCUGCGGCGUCCAGCGUGUUCUCGUCCCCUGCAUUCGACAUUCCCAUGCAGGAUUUCGCCAUGGGCUCAUUCGAUGACGCUCUGCUGUUCCCUGACCUGGGCGUGAUGGAACCUUCGUUGGACCAGAGCUUUACUCCUUUGGGUCCUACCAACACUCACACUGUUCCUAUUACUGCCACCGCCCAGCCCGCUUCCGCGUUGACCUUCGACCCCACUAUCCUUGCCGCUGCGGCGGCCGCUAGCGGACUCAACGUCGAAGCGCUCCAAAAGUCGCUCCAGGCCUUCGCCGAGUCUCAAAGCUGUGUGAAGACCGCUACUACCGUUACUCCCGUCGCAAACCCCUCUUCCGAGCCCAGGACUCAAUAUCCUCCUUCCGGCCGCAAGCGCAAAGAAUACCCGUUGGACGCUGAGCUUCUCCUUGCGGAACUGGACUCCAAGCGUCAGAAGAACACGGAGGCCGCUCGCAAGUCUCGUCAGAAGAAGCAGGACCGGCUCAACGAGUUGGAGGUCAUGGUCAAGCAGCUGUCCGCCGAGCGCGAUGGAUUGAAGGCGGAGUUGGUGGCUGAGAGGGAGGCGAGGGCUAGCCGUGAGGUUGACCAGCUGCGAGAGGUUGCGGAGUUGAGGAAGAGGCUUGAUGCGUACGAGCGGAGGAGCCGGUAGAGCCGAUAGCGCUGGCGUUGAAUCCUCCGCACAUAUCUUGAUGGAGUUCCUAGAUUUUUUUUUGUUGACUUCUUAUGACUGUCUUUCCUAAUGUUCGCUUUGGCUACGGUGCAUCUCUAAAAUCGAAAUGCUGUACAAGCACUUUCAUUAGCGUUCUUGACUUGCUCAUCUUUGGGCUUCUCGGGGUCUU
Fimicolochytrium jonesii is the source of this 1217-nucleotide messenger RNA. RefSeq lists its product as uncharacterized. The record is from RefSeq and is a predicted model, not a curated record. The transcript has 2 exons. Gene Ontology annotation, molecular function: DNA-binding transcription factor activity, RNA polymerase II-specific; RNA polymerase II cis-regulatory region sequence-specific DNA binding. NCBI's taxonomy places the organism in Eukaryota, Fungi, Chytridiomycota, Chytridiomycetes, Spizellomycetales, Powellomycetaceae. The coding region runs from base 95 to 1027 and encodes 310 amino acids. Gene Ontology annotation, biological process: DNA-templated transcription; regulation of transcription by RNA polymerase II.